AUGGAUGAGGCUAGCCGGGAGGACAGUGCAGAAGAGCUGAGAAUGAGAUUGGAAGAUCUGGAAGAGCAGCACCAGAAGAUGGAGACAGAGCUUCGCAAAUUGAGAGAGCUGCAGAAGCACCAUGCUGACGAUGGAGAUGGUGCGAGCGGGACUCAGGACGAAGAAAAUGAGGAGAAGGGGCAUAACACAAUGGAUGAGGAUGGGAAUAGUGGGGAUUUGAAAAAUGGAGAGGGAAACUCACGUCGUCGUCGGGGAAAAAAUGGGGGGCGCAAGCGACGCGAAUGGUGGCUGAAGAGUGGUGGAUUUACUCUGGACGGAAACCGUGGUCUUCGUGACAAUCCCGGAGGUCGGAGCAACCAUGGAGGUUGGGGCAACCGUGGAGGUUGGGGCGACCGUGGAGGUCGGGGCAACCGUGGAGUUCUACUGACGAUAUUAGCAGGCCGAAUUGUAUGCCAGAAUAGAAGUAGACCAGGAUUUUUCCUUCAGGGUUUUGAGAGUAGUCCGCCUGAUUUUGCAGCAUAG
Molecule: messenger RNA, 522 nt
Organism: Fopius arisanus
Lineage: Eukaryota; Metazoa; Arthropoda; Insecta; Hymenoptera; Braconidae
Product: nacrein-like protein C1
Exons: 4
Coding region: 1-522 (173 amino acids)
Source: RefSeq, a predicted model, not a curated record